AUGAUAUCUCCUCUCACUCUCAUCUCCAGAUUGUUCAUCACUACUACUGGAUACACUCAUUCUCUCCUCCCUCUUCUGUUCUUCACUUUCAUAUCUCUGGUAGUCUUCCUGAUCACUCUCAAUAGUGGAUUCAUUCAUCCUUUUUUGUGUUGUCAAUUCUUCUGCUUCCUCUUUCUCCUCCUUUUCCCUAACUUCAUGCUCUCUUCUGAUUUAAAAUUGCCCUGUCUCUUCUUUGUUGACACUGCUGUGUUAAAUCCCUUUUGCACCACCAUUUUGUUCAGCUUAGCAACCGCCAAGGAUAAAUGCCAUGGAUAUGGCAAGCAGAUUGAAAACUGUGGCACAUUACAAGGUGUAUGGUACAACCAACUUGGUUCACAGCUGAUACUUGUACAUCGCUCUGAUGGCACAUUAGAAGGGGAAUACCGUACCAGUGUGGAGGUGGAGAUUGGUGAUGCUGGUACUUCACAUUCUAUUGUCAUAGGUUCAGCUCCAUAUUCCCCUGGAGCUUCCUUUGGCUUCUCUGUUGUAUGGAAUGGGGGACAAUCAACAACAGUGUGGACAGUUCUUAUUCUCAAUUCUAUCUUUCCUUUCUUUUUCUUCUUUGUUUUAUUUUUCUCCUCUCUUUUUCUUUUCUCUUUCUUAUUCUUCCUUUUUAUUCUUUUUUCUUUUUUUUUUUUAUUUAUCACCUUUCUUUUCCUUCUUGUUUUUAUUUCUCUUCUUUUUCUUUUUUACAUUUCUCUUUCUUUCUUUCUUUCUCUUUCUUCCUUCUUUCACUUUCUUAUUUCUCUUUUUCUUAUAUUUUUAUUCUCUUUUUUCAUUUCUCUUUCUUCCUCUUUGAUUCUUUCAAUUUCUUCUUCCUCAUUUUUUUAUUUCUCUCCUUUUUCUUCCUUUUACAUUUCUCUUUCUUUCUUUCUCUUUCUUCCUUCUUUCACUUUCUUAUUUCUCUUUCUUAUUUUUUUUAUUCUCUUUUUUCAUUUCUCUUUCUUCCUCUUUGUUUCUUUCACUUUCUUCUUCCUCAUUUUUUUAUUUCUCUUCUUUUUCUUCCUUUUACAUUUCUCUUUCUUUCUUUCUCUUUCUUCCUGCUUUCACUUUCUUAUUUCUCUUUUUCUUAUAUUUUUAUUCUCUUUUUUCAUUUCUCUUUCUUCCUCUUUGAUUCUUUCAAUUUCUUCUUCCUCAUUUUUUAUUUCUCUCCUUUUUCUUCCUUUUACAUUUCUCUUUCUUUCUUUCUCUUUCUUCCUUCUUUCACUUUCUUAUUUCUCUUUCUUAUUUUUUUUUCUCUUUUUUCAUUUCUCUUUUCUUCCUCUUUUUCUUUCUUUCUUUCUUCUUCCUCAUUUUUUUUAUUUCUCUUUUUUUCUUCCUUUUACAUUUCUCUUUCUUUCUUUCUCUUUCUUCCUUCUUUCACUUUCUUAUUUCUCUUUUUCUUAUUUUUUUAUUCUCUUUUUUCAUUUCUCUUUCUUCCUCUGUGAUUCUUUCAAUUUCUUCUUCCUCAUUUUUUUAUUUCUCUCCUUUUUCUUCCUUUUUACAUUUCUUUUCUUUCUUUCUUUUCUUCCUUCUUUCACUUUCUUAUUUCUUUUUUCUUAUUUUUUUUAUUCUCUUUUUUCAUUUCUCUUUCUUCCUCUUUGUUUCUUUCAAUUUCUUCUUCCUCAUUUUUUUUUUUUCUCUCCUUUUUCUUCCUUUUUACAUUUCUCUUUUUUUUCUUUCUUUUCUUCCUUCUUUCACUUUCUUAUUUCUCUUUUUCUUAUUUUUUUUUAUUCUUUUUUUUCAUUCUUUUCUUCCUCUUUGUUUCUUUUUACACUUUCUUCUUCCUCAUUUUUUUUUUAUUUCUCCUUUUUCUUCCUUUUUUACAUUUUUCUUUCUUUCUUUUUUCCUUCUUUCACUUUCUUAUUUCUCUUUUUUUAUUUUUUUUAUUCUCUUUUUUCAUUCUUUUCUUUCCUCUUUGAUUCUUUUCUUUCUUCUUUUUUUUUUUAUUUCUCUUUUUUUCCUUUUACAUUUCUUUCCUUUCUUCUUCUUUCUUUCUUUCUUUCUUAUUUCUUUUUCUUUUUUUUAUUUCUUUUCAUUUUUUUUUCCUUUUGUUUCUUUCACUUUCUUUUCCUCAUUUUUUUAUUUCUCCCUUUUUUCCUUUUUACUUUCUUUUUUUCUUUCUCUUUUCCUUCUUUAUUUUUAUUUUUUUUUUAUAUUUUUAUUUUUUUUUCAUUUCUCUUUUCUUUCUUUGAAUUUUCUUCUUCUUCAUUUUUUUUAUUUCUCCUUUUUCUUCCUUUUUACAUUUCUCUUUUCUUUUCUUUCUCUUUCUUCCUUCUUUCACUUUCUUAUUUCUCUUUUCUUAUUUUUUUUUUAUCUUUUUUUCAUUUCUCUUUCUUCCUCUUUGUUUCUUUUCACUUUCUUCUUCCUCAUUUUUUUUAUUUCUCUUUUUUCUUCCUUUUUACAUUUCUUUUCUUUCUUUUCUUUCUUCCUUCUUUCACUUUCUUAUUUCUCUUUUUUUUAUUUUUUUUUAUUCUCUUUUUUCAUUUCUCUUUCUUCCUCUUUGUUUCUUUCACUUUCUUCUUCCUCAUUUUUUUAUUUCUCUUUUUUCUUCCUUUUACAUUUCUCUUUCUUUCUUUCUCUUUCUUCCUUCUUUCACUUUCUUAUUUCUCUUUUUAUUUUUUUUUUUCUCUUUUUUUCAUUUCUCUUUCUUCCUCUUUUGUUUCUUUUUCAAUUUCUUCUUCCUCAUUUUUUAUUUCUCUUUUUUCUUCCUUUUUACAUUUCUUUUUCUUUCUUCUUUCUUUCUUUAUUUCACUUUUUUUAUUUCUUUUUCUUUUCUUAUUUUUUUAUUCUCUUUUUCAUUUCUCUUUCUUCCUUUUGUUUUCUUUCACUUUCUUCUUCCUCAUUUUUUUAUUUCUCUUUUUUUUUCUUCCUUUUUUAUUUCUUUUUCUUUUCUUUCUUCCUUUCUUCCUUCUUUCACUUUCUUAUUUCUCUUUUCUUAUUUUUUUUUUUCUCUUUUUUCAUUUCUUUUCUUCCUUUUUUUCUUCCUUCUUUCACUUUUCUUUCUUCCUCAUUUUUUUUAUAUUUUUCUCCUUUUUCUUCCUUUUUAUUUUCUCUUUCUUUCUUUCUCUUUCUUCCUUCUUUCACUUUCUUUUUUCUCUUUUUCUUAUUUUUUUUUUUCUUCUUUUUUUCAUUUCUUUUCUUCCUUAUUUGUUUCUUUUUUUUCAUUUUCUUCUUCCUCAUUUUUUUCAUUUCUCUCCUUUUUUUAUUUUCCUUUUUCAUUUCUCUUUUUCUUUCUUUCUUUUUCUUCCUUCUUUUCACUUUCUUAUUUCUCUUUUUCUUAUUUUUUUAUUCUCUUUUUUCAUUUCUCUUUCUUCCUCUUUGUUUCUUUCACUUUCUUCUUCCUCAUUUUUUUAUUUCUCUCCUUUUUCUUCCUUUUACAUUUCUCUUUCUUUCUUUCUCUUUCUUCCUUCUUUCACUUUCUUAUUUCUCUUUUUCUUAUUUUUUUAUUCUCUUUUUUCAUUUCUCUUUCUUCCUCUUUGUUUCUUUCACUUUCUUCUUCCUCAUUUUUUUAUUUCUCUCCUUUUUCUUCCUUUUACAUUUCUUUUUUUUUUCUUUCUCUUUUCUUCCUUCUUUCACUUUCUUAUUUCUCUUUUUCUUAUUUUUUUUUAUUCUCUUUUUUCAUUUCUCUUUCUUCCUCUUUGUUUCUUUCACUUUCUUCUUCCUCAUUUUUUUAUUUCUCUCCUUUUUCAUUUCUCUUUCUUCCUCUUUGUUUCUUUCACUUUCUUCUUCCUCGUCUUUUUUUAUUUCUCUCCUUUUUCUUCCUUUCUCUUUCUUUCCUCUCUGUUUUUCUUUCUUUAUUUCUCACCUUUCUCCUAUUUUUUUAAUCUUUUCCUUUUUUCUUUCUUUCACUUUCUUCUUUCUCUUUUUCCUUUUUAUUUCUAUCCUUCUUUUCUUUCUUUCUUUGUUAUUUCUCUUUAUUACUCUCCUCUUUUUCUUCCUUUUUUUCUCUCCUUUCCUUUCUCUCCUCUUGUUUUUUUUAUUUCCUGCCUUUCCCUCUCUCUUUUUCACCUACUCCAUCUAUUUCCUCUCGCAUCUUAUACUGCAUCCCCAGCAACACAACUGUUGCCAUCUCUCUUUCUCUUCUAUCUAUUUAUCUAUCUAUCUAUCUAUCUAUCUAUCUCUCUCUAUACCCAUACAUGCACACAUUUUGAAUUUUUUUCACCCCAGGAUUUGAGAUAUAGCUCACUUUGCGAUGAUUCGCUGUUUUUUCUCUAUUAG
Molecule: messenger RNA, 4239 nt
Organism: Acanthosepion pharaonis
Lineage: Eukaryota; Metazoa; Mollusca; Cephalopoda; Sepiida; Sepiidae
Source: the annotation of a GenBank genome assembly